AUGGCACAUGUAAACUUUGAUAUUGAUGACAUAAAAAACGACCUCAUCGAAUAUUUAACCAAAAAAACACCUUUGACUCGUAAAAUGGCACAACUGGCAACGGAAGUAAGUAAGAACUUUGGAAAGUCGGAUUUUACGAUACAAUUGGCGAAGGUUUUACAUUCUGAAAAAAAUGGUAUCAAGAACAUCAUUGCUGAUGUUGAUCUACAGGUCGACGAUUUCCUAGUGGAGGUAUCGAAGUCGAAGCUCUGUUACAAUGUGAAGAUUGAUAAAACGAGAUAUUGCGAUCGGAUAUAUACAGCCAUAAUGAGCAGUGAGGUAUAUGACGCGGAAUGCAUGUCACACAAAGCUAGAUAUUAUGGAUCGAAGAAUAUGGGCAAGGGUAACACGAUCGCGAUCGAUUUCUCGUCACCGAACAUUGCAAAAAAAUUCCAUGCUGGUCAUCUGCGAACAACUAUUUUGGGAAAUUUUCUUUCAAAUCUCUACAAAUACCUAAACUUUAAGGUGGUAAGAAUUAAUCACCUUGGCGAUUGGGGAAAGCAGUUCGGCCUGGUGGGUGUGGGGUUUAAAAAAUAUGGAAAUGAGGAUGAGUUGAAUAAGGAUGCUAUAAAACAUCUAUUGGAGGUAUAUAUAAAGAUAAAUCAGGAUCUAAGGGAAGAAAAGGAUGCUAUGGAAGAGAAACUAACCUCUGAUAUGAGUGGAAUGCAAAUAAAUGGUUUGAAUUCGAGUCAAGACGAAAAAUUGUCGGAGUUUGAGAAAAAGCGCAAUGUCUCGAAAAUUGACCAGGAGGCCAAGGACUAUUUUGCAGCGCUUGAACGGGGCGAUGAGGAGAAAAUGAAACAGUGGAAGCGUUUCCGAUCUCUAUCGAUUGAAAAAUACAAAGUUCUGUACUCAACAUUAAAUAUUAAAUUUGAUGUAUAUGGUGGUGAAAGCUUGUACGCUAAGGCUGGCCUUGAAGUCAUCGGCGAUGCGGAGAUCGACACGGACAGCAGCAUGUUUUAUGAUUUGGGCGAACUUGGGAAGCUUGUAGUCAGAAAAAGCGAUGGCAGCACGUUGUAUUCGACGCGAGAUUUAGCGGCAGCUGAGGACAGAAUAAAGAGUUAUAAUCCAGUCAAAUUGGUGUAUGUAGUUGCAAGCCAGCAAGAUUUAUAUUUCAAACAGCUGUUCAGUGUGCUGAGAGGCGAGUGUGGAAACAAGAGACGCAUUCCUGAUGGCUUGGAACUGGAACACAUUAGUUUCGGUAUGGUGAAUGGGCUUAGUACGCGAAAAGGAAACCUCGUCUUUCUUGAGGACAUAAUAGAUGCGGCAAAGGAAGCAAUGCACAACACUAUGAUUAAGAACAAAGCGAAAUACGAUGAAAUAGAAAAUGUGGAGGAUACAUGCACGACGCUGGCCGUGUCAGCCAUGAUUAUUCAGGAUUUCGGCGCUAAACGAGCAAUAAAUUACACAUUCGAUAUGAAACGGAACACCAGCUCGGAGGGCGAGACCGGUCCUUACCUCCAGUACACGCAUUGCCGAUUAAUGUCUAUUCGCAAAAAAAAUUCUGUUUUGUGUGCCAAGAUAGACGCAGAUUUGUUGUCGGAUGAUGCACUUAAUCUUAUCUUCUAUCUUUCCAAGUUUGGCACUGCCGUUAACGAAUCGUACACGACAUCGGAACCAUGUAAGCUGGUAACCUAUCUCAUGAAGCUAUCAAAGCAGGUCAACUCGCUUUUCUCUACCUUAAGGGUUUUUGGAGAAGAAGAAAAACUGGCACAAGCCCGGCUGGCAGUCUUCGAAGCAUCGCGAAAAAUUCUAAACAACGGGAUGAAAAUACUUGGCAUGAAGCCUUUGGAGCGGAUGUAGUGCCAAUGAAGAACAUCAUUAAAGUUAAUAUUUUUGCUUCC
Molecule: messenger RNA, 1883 nt
Organism: Vavraia culicis subsp. floridensis
Lineage: Eukaryota; Fungi; Microsporidia; Pleistophoridae
Product: arginine-tRNA ligase
Exons: 1
Coding region: 1-1842 (613 amino acids)
Biological process (GO): mitochondrial translation; arginyl-tRNA aminoacylation
Cellular component (GO): mitochondrion
Molecular function (GO): ATP binding; arginine-tRNA ligase activity
Source: RefSeq, a predicted model, not a curated record